AUGACAACCACAGAACCUAACGCAAAAACGUCACCAUUCCUUUCGCUUUUUCACCGUAAGAAACGCGUGAAUGGCACGAAAUCAAGUGACGAUUUGAAGGCUGCGCUUGGACCACCAAAGGAACAGGCUCGUACUAGUGUGAAUGAGAAGAAAACGACAGUGAAAAAACACGAUUCAACUACACUUCCUGCAGUAUUGGAUGUGAAGAAGAAAAAGCAUAAACCUGUGUGGGAACAGACAAAGUCUCAAUCAUUCGAUGUACUCCUUGAAGAGGAUCCAGCAGCACUUGUAGAAGCACUGGAAACUAUAGCAUCAGAGCAGCCAAUUGUUGCUCGAAGCAUUCCAAAACAUGCAAAAAUCACAAAGAAGGAGGAUAAAAGCAUGAGAAAUUGUUUGUUCGAGCAAGAGGUGUACGACUCAAUGCUGUUCGAUUCGCUUCGUGUUUGCGAUCUUUUACAGACUCACCUGGAUGAAUGCAUUAGUUCGGUGAGAGCGAAAAGUCCGGAGAACUGCUUGGACACCUCGCAGGAUGGCAGAGAUUCCGGACGAGGAGCCUCAUCAGCAUCCUCGACGAUCUCAAGUAGUCCAGGAACAAAACGACCGUUAAAAUCAUGCAUUCGAGCCGAUCUGUAA
Messenger RNA from Necator americanus (New World hookworm), 633 nucleotides. RefSeq lists its product as uncharacterized. Lineage: Eukaryota; Metazoa; Nematoda; Chromadorea; Rhabditida; Ancylostomatidae. The coding region runs from base 1 to 633 and encodes 210 amino acids. The transcript is spliced from 5 exons. The record is from RefSeq and is a predicted model, not a curated record.